GGCAGGAGCACAAGAGCCUCACAUCAAGAAGUCAAACAGAUCCUUCAGGUGGAUAUUAUUCAUAUUGUACGCUUGAACUUCUUCAUUUCUGGAUUUUGAAGAAAUCGUACUUCCAUGAAUAUAAAGGUUUGGUAAAUAUUCAUCUUUGCUUCAUUUUGGAUUUAAAGACUCAUCUGAAAGUCACUGAACAAAUAGCAAUUUAAUCAAUUGAGUCAAUCGUAUCCUGGGAUCCUGGGCAGCUCUGGAUUAAAUUCCGUCAUUCAGUAAAAGUUCCUCAUGGCUCAGUUCAGCUCCCACCAACACCCAGAUCUGUCAAACAGAACCGUUAUCUACAGCCCAGUAGCCAUCUGUUCAGAUCGGGACACUCAGAACGGUAAAGAGGAUGAGGAGGCAAUGGGGGAAUUUGAAGAGGUGGAACUAGCAGAGGAGGUAGGUGAAGAUGUCUUAAUGUUAACUGUGGCAGGACAGGAGCAAGUUGAUGCCACUGUGGAUGAGUCAAGACAGCAAAGUGAAAAUGAGGACACAAGAAGAAGUGAAGUGGCUUCACUACAAAACAAGGAAGAAGAGCAUGUAAAUGAGGGAACUGAAGUGGGGGAUGAAGAUCGAGGAAAGUUAGAUGAACAGACAAAAGACGAAGAAUGUGAGACCAUAAUAAGUUCAUCUCCUGUGUUAGGAGAGGCUAAGAAAUAUCAAAUAUCAGACAGCAGUGAAGUCCUCAGGGAGGAAAUCUAUGCAGAAGAAUGUAUGGAAACAGAUCCAACUGAAACAAAUAUGUGGGACUCCAGUUUAAAAGAGUUAAAUGUCACCUGUCUUGAUGUAUACCUGGGGCAGUCCGGACAUGGGAGAAAAUAUUCUGAUGGAAAAACUUCAGAAGACACGACCCAAUAUCCUGACCAUUUAGAGAGAGACUUGGCCCAACAUCUCACUGCAGUAAAGAAAAAUAUCAGCUCUCAGGGUAACUCAUGCCAAAGCAAUGACUGCAUAGAAGUCAAUACACUUAACCAAACCAAAGACAACCAGAUAAUAACCAACCAUCAGGAUGAGGUGAAAAACAACGAGAACAGAAAAAACAUAAACACCAUUUCUAAUUCUAAUGAUCAGUAUUCCGAUGUGGAGUCAAAGCCAAGAAGUGAAGCAGGUGAAGAGACAAAACCGGGAACACUGCUCGCUGUAACCUUUGAACCACAUUCACUGACAGAGAUUGGGGUUCAGGAAAGGAAAACAGGGGCCGGAAUUGGCCAGGCUGAGACUCUGGAAGACGAGGAAGAUGAAAGAAAGACAUGCCAAGAAGUUAUUGGAGACUUAGUGUUUGAGGGGAAAGAUGAAAUGGAAAAAGAAAUGUCUCAUCAGGUUGAAAACCUGCCAGCUGAUAUUCAUGUAGAACCGGGUGAGCCACAUGAGCAGGAUGUGUCUGUAGAUGGACACAAAGAUAAGAUUUUUGAUAAGGAGAGGGACGCAUCUGAAAUCAAUGAAAAAACUGAAGUUUCAUUAAAAGAAAAUACUACAACAGCUGAAAGAGGUCAAGUGCAGGGGCAUCUUUUGCAAGAUCUCAGAAUGUCUGAAAUAGAUCCAGGGGACAAUCAGGAACUCAGGCAACUUGCUGAAGAUAAGAAAGAGACUGAACAAGAACAUGCAAUAGAAGGAGAAGUUGAAAUGGGAGAGGAACCUGUCACUGUUUUAGAUGAUUACAUUAUAGAGUCCACUGAGGUCCCAAGCAUUCCAUUUAUAAGAUGGCCUUUUGGUACAACUAGUGAGAGUCUGCAGGAUAAAGAGCUUCAAAAAGUCACAGUGCACGCUGGAGAAAAGGAAGAGGAAAUAAAGAAACAAGUCCAAGAAAAAAAAAAGUGCACAAAACAAAAGGGGGAGAAAGAGAAACUGAAAGAAAAAGAAGAGAAAAAGGAUUAUCAGAUUUUAGAAGACAUAAAGAAAGACUCUGAAGUUAAAGGACUGAAGCAGGCAAUAGAGAAUGGAACUGUGGGGGUACAACCACAACCACUUUGGAAAGAAGGGCAGGGGAAAUCGAAGCUGCUGCCAACUAUGAGAAAAGAUGAUGAUUGGAUUAAAAGAGACCAACAAGGUGAAGGAAUUGGAGAGGAGGUGAAGGACUGGAAAAAAGAACUGAGGCCUUUUAGAAAAAAUAUAUUGGCAAAUGAAAGGAGAAGCCAACAAUGGACGAUAAAAAAUAAAGUGCCAGAGCUGAAAAGUUCACCGAAGAAGGGGGACUGGAUGAAAGAGUUAAAGUCAGUGAUCAAAGAUGAAUCCCAGUCCAAAAAAAAAGAUGACCAAGUGAAGAAGAAGCGAGUAGUGCUACUGGAGGAUGGCCAUUCAUAUAUACCACAGCGGGAGGAGAUGACCCCGGACGCAAGAGAGGAGGUCAAGCUCAUGUUACAAAGCCCCGUACAUCCUAAACGAAGAAACAGCAGAACAAUUCAAGAUCAGAACCAUGAAAUCUCUCUCUAUGUGAAGGCAGGAAGUGAUGGAAAGAGCAUCGGAAACUGUCCUUUUUCUCAGAGAAUCUUCAUGAUCUUACUGCUGAAAGGAGUCAUCUUUACUGUCACCACAGUGGAUGUUAAGAGAAAGCCAGCAAACCUACAGGACCUCGCUCCAGGGGUCAAUCCUCCUUUCAUGACAUUUGAUGGCGAGGUCAAGGUUGAUGUUAACAAGAUAGAGGAGUUCCUGGAGGAGAAACUGACUCCACCACGAUACCCCAGACUGGCUCCCAAACAUCCUGAAGCCAACACAGCAGGAAUCGACAUCUUUGCCAAGUUUUCUGCCUACAUCAAAAACCCAAGAAGAGACACACAUGAUGCCUUAGAGAAAACCUUGCUAAAGUCUCUCCGUCGUCUUGAUGACUUCCUGAGGACGCCCCUGUCUGAGGAGAUUGAUGCAGAUGCAGUUGGAGACCUGCCUGAGUCCACCAGAAGCUUCCUGGAUGGGCCUGAACUCACCCUUGCAGAUUGUAACCUGCUACCUAAGCUACACAUUCUAAAGGUUGUAGUGAAGAAAUACCGUGAACUUGACAUCCCUGCAGAAAUGACUGGUGUGUGGAGAUAUUUGACCUGUGCCUACUUAAGGAAAGAGUUCACCAGCACUUGCCCUGCAGAACGGGAGACUGAGUUUGCCUACCUGGACGUUGCAAAACUAAUUAAAUAGGAGCGGGAAAAGGAGAAGUUGGUUUGGAGAAAUAAACUGCCCAAUUAAAAGAAAUCAAAAGUCUUUACUAGAAGGAAAAGAUAACAUAGACAAAUUCAAAUGCAAGUUCUGCAAUGAGCUAGUUUGAAUGUUUAGGGUCAAGAUGAGGGGGGAGGAAAGUCAGAUUAUAACCAAACAAGAUCCAAUGUGAAUUUUUAGUUUUUAUAGACAGACAGAGACUUACUAAAAAUAUAUUGAUUUGUAUGAUUGGGUCUUUGUGCACUCACCGGUUGGGAUGCAUGUUCUGGAACAUGAUGUUUCUUUACUCACAUGAUGGCAGAGCCACAUUUACAGCAAAAUCACUGCAUGAUAUAUAACUUACAACAAAAAAUGAAUAUAACAAACAAUGAAAUGAAACACCUUAUACUGUAAUCACAAGUCAAGGCCUUGGUCUUUAAACACCUGGUGUCCUUAUGUUUUUCUUCACGGUUUCUUAUUUCUUAUGACUGUGAGUACAGUGGAACCCACCUAUUAUUAGUUCAGUAUACUCAUAGAUUCAUCUGUUGUCAGAUUUUUUUUGUGGAACAUAUAUUCAAGUGUUUUGUUUUGUAAAAUGUUUCAAAGAAAAUCCAGGUUGGUCGGUUGAAAUGCCGACCAACCUGGUUGACACACUAUUGGCUGGUGUUUGCAAAGCAACCCAUCCAGUUCAGUUCAUUUUGCUGCUGAUUAGCUGUACCACCAAGAGAGACAUUAUCUUUGCAGUAGUGCUAAGGUAGAGUUCACUGUGCAUAAUUUUAAGGUGUAUUAAGAUAUAUUUGGUGUUUGAAAUAUUAAAAAUAGUGAGCUUUGGGGAUUGGGAGACUUGAGUAUUUGUAGAUUUGGUGUAGAAAUACAAAUAAAAAUCCCUUUCCACACAUUAGUAGUUUCAACAUUGUGACUUUCUCUUAAACCCGAGUUAGCUCUUAUCAGAACACUGUUAAGUGUUAAAUAAAAUAUAUUUUGUAUACAAUUUAUUUGAUAAAAGUGAUUCUGUUUCUGCAUGAUAGCUAAAAUAAAGCCACAAACAUGCUUGUAGCCAAAUGAAAAUGGAAAAUUCAGUAGAAAUUAAAGAUGAGUACAAGCGUCUUUAUACGAUAUGCCUCUUUAUAAAAAAAUGACAUCAGCAAUAAAAAUAACUUCACCUAGAAUUAUUCUUCCUGAAUUUAUUUUUACAUUUUUUUAUGACAAAGCACAAUCUGAAAUGUGUCCAAUCUAUUGCUGCAGUUAAAGCUUAAGUUAUUAAAACUCUCAUUAUAUAAGUCAAUUAAAUAUAUAUGACAAGUGUAGCAUUUGUUACUAAUAUUCAUUGGUCCUAAAAUACUUUUAAUGUCCAGCAGAGAGCUCAGUCAAUUUGCCUCUUUGUCAGUUUCUGCUCCUAAGUCUGAAAGUCUGUUGCGGAGACCUUAAUGACCAGUGCUUCAUCAACCUCCGCCAGCAUCAAGAGGGAUUUUCCAAAAGACUUGAUGCAGUCUACCAUACUGCAUCAUGUAAAUACAGUAAUAACACAUUGUGAUGCAUUCUCAUUAAUGCGUGGUCCUGCGGUCUCGUUUUCUUCAUUCUACUGUUCUGGCUCCAACACGUACGGUUUGAUAGACAAAUCUUUCUUUGUUGACAUCUUUAAUGAACUUGGGAAUAAUCGUAUUACUGCCAUCAAACUACAAAAAUGUCCGAAAAAGUUUGAGAAACUGAUUUAAAAGCAUUUUCAUUCAUUUAUUCAAAUAUAAAACUGUUGGCCAAUCAGGAAAAAGGAAAACUCUGUCAUACUUUUAUACUUUGUCUAAAAUGUAACUAGAAUCAGCUUUGUUUACGACUGGGUGGUGGAAUUACAGUCAAAUCUUGCAAUGUUUUUCAGGAUUUACAAUAAAAACUCUGUUUAAUGCA
Molecule: messenger RNA, 5052 nt
Organism: Poecilia reticulata (guppy)
Lineage: Eukaryota; Metazoa; Chordata; Actinopteri; Cyprinodontiformes; Poeciliidae
Source: RefSeq, a predicted model, not a curated record